Molecule: messenger RNA, 8041 nt
Organism: Meriones unguiculatus (Mongolian gerbil)
Lineage: Eukaryota; Metazoa; Chordata; Mammalia; Rodentia; Muridae
Gene: Znf287
Product: zinc finger protein 287
Exons: 6
Coding region: 1301-3580 (759 amino acids)
Biological process (GO): regulation of transcription by RNA polymerase II
Molecular function (GO): RNA polymerase II cis-regulatory region sequence-specific DNA binding; DNA-binding transcription factor activity, RNA polymerase II-specific
Source: RefSeq, a predicted model, not a curated record
CGUCGGGAUACUUGGGAGGUUGGCUUUGGGGAUCGCGCUUUCGAUUUAUGCCUGAGGAGGCUCCCGAGACGGCCUCCAGACCGGGCUCGGCGGGCUUGUGUUCCCUGCUGUCAGAGUAUAGCGGGACUGUGCAGGACGGCCAAAUAGACCGUCUUGGCCCCACCCCUGUGAGGCUGUUUGGAAACCUCCAGUUUGUCCCAAUAAUCGUACAUUUGCCCUGCUGCUGAGAACGUCCGGAGCGUCCGUGACUAAGUUGGUGGAACAUUUCUUUUUUUAGUUUUAGUUUAGAUGAUUAGUUUUUAAGAAGUUAGAAAUUAACCAUUCUGCCCAUCAUUCUUUGAGUUAUUGCUUCUAACACCACCAUCAAUAAACACACACACACACACACACACACACACACACUCUUCUUCAAGUAUGAGUGUAUUCUAAGUCCAAGGAUAGAAGGAAGGAAGACCAGGGCGAGUCCUGUGCAUGUGUCCGCGCAGGCUGAAGAGUCUGCUUGAAGCAGAGUGCGCCAGAAACUCGUGAACUUAUGGUCCAUCCUUGUGCUGACUAGUUUUUAUGACAUCUUGACGAAAGCUAUAGUCAUCUGAGAGAAGUGACCUGCCACUGAGGAAAUGCCUCUUUAUAGUACCUAGCUGCUUCCUGCCUCCAGGUUCCUGCCCUGCUUGAGUUCCUGCCCUGUCUUCCUUUGAUGAUGACCAGUGGUGUUAUUCAGAUAAACCCUUUCCUCCCCAAGUUGCUUUUUGGUCAUGGUGUUCUGUCACAUCGAUAGUAACCCUAGCUAAGACAGAAAUUGGAUCCCUCGGUGGGACGUUGCUGUCACAGACCUGACCGUGUUAUCUCGAGAGGCUUGUGAAAGGACUUCAGGCCUGGAAGAUAAGAACACUAGGAGCAGGCAGUCGAUGGAGGCCUGGCUCAUGACGUCUCAGAGGGAAGCAAACUUGGCCUUUUGUGUGAAGAAUCUUUGGUGUCUGGUCAGGUGGAACUGAAUAAUCAUCUGUGCUUAAGAAGAAGUGACGUCUUCUGGGCAGUGUUUCCCCAGGGCCAGCGCACAGAAGCUGUGUUCCGGAAGUGGACGAGAUCACCUCGUUCUGGCUGCAGGCUUGGGAGGAGUUCUGGACGCGGAAUUUGGUACAAGCUGCUAACCUGACUGUGGUUCCAUUCUGGACCUGGCUGCAGUAGCCCCGGAGGGGAAUAACAAAAGAAACGAUUGUGACUGCAGCGUGAGAGUUCAAGCCGUUGGCUCGAUACUGGAAAAAUAAAGAAUCCUGUCAGAUUCAUUCUCCUGUCUGUAGCAAUGUUAGCCUCAAGAAAGAAGAUGGCCAGUUCUUCGCGCUCACAGGUCCUUCUAAUGUUGAAGCCAGACAAGGUUCAAAAUGGACCCUGCAGUGUUGAGAAGCAGACCCUCGAUCCAAGACUCGUGCGUGACACUGAAACCUGUCGACAGAAUUUUAGGAAUUUCCCAUACCCGGAGGUGGCAGGUCCCCGGAAAGCACUGAGCCAGCUCCGAGAGCUCUGCCUGAAGUGGCUGAGACCUGAGGUUCACUCCAAGGAGCAAAUCCUGGAGCUGCUGGUGCUGGAGCAGUUCCUGACCAUCCUGCCCGGGGAGGUUAGGACCUGGGUAAAUUCUCAGUACCCAGAGAGCAGCGAGGAAGCGGUGGCUCUGGUGGAGGAUGUGACGCAGAUUCUAAAGGAGGAAGCUCCUCAGAGUUCUGCCCUUCCCCAAGAAGUCCCAGAGGAAGACCCCAAACGCCCCUUCCAGGCAGGGUGGCUCAGCGACUUGGUGACCAACGAAUCGAUGACAUUCAACGACGUGGCUGUGGACAUCACGCAGGAGGACUGGGAACUCAUGCGCCCCGUUCAGAAGGAACUGUAUAAGACUGUGACAUUACAGAACUAUUGGAACAUGGUUUCUCUAGGGCUGACCGUGUACAGGCCAACUGUGAUUCCCAUCUUGGAAGAGCCGUGGAUGGUGAUAAAAGAGAUUGUAGAAGGCCCUAGUCCAGAAUGGGAAACGAAAGUUCAAGCACAUAUUCCUUUGAAGGAUCCUCCUAAACUGAAGCAGGAUGGAACCCAGACCAUCAAAUUGGAAGAGCCCUGUGACGACGAUGACAGCUUAGAGAUGCCGCCAGUAUAUGCCUUCGGGAAGAUUCAUAUGGGCGAAGAGGAUUUCAGUUUGAAGUCAGAGCUUUCAGAAGAAGACUCUACAGAAGACUAUCUUAGUAAAUAUGAUAUAUAUGGAAAUAAUUUUGAAAAGCACACGAACCUAAUUGUACAGUUUGAUACCCAUUCAGAUAAUAAAACUUCUCUGUAUAAUGAAAGCAAGCCAACGUUCAGGAGUGUGUCCUCUGGUGUUGUUGUUCAUGGGAAAAUACGUCCUGGAGAUAAGCCUUAUUCAUGUAAUGUCUGUGGAAGAAAAUUUAGGAAAUACCCGUCACUCCUGGCACACCGAAAUAACCAUGCCAAAGAGAAAGCUUACGAAUGUGAAGAAUGUGGGAAAGAAUUUAAGCAUAUCUCAUCCCUCAUUGCACAUCAGAGAAUGCACACUGGAGAAAAACCAUAUGAGUGCCACCAGUGUGGGAAAGCCUUCAGCCAGCGUGCACACCUCACCAUACACCAGAGAAUCCAUACGGGAGAAAAGCCCUACAAGUGUGACGACUGUGGAAAAGACUUUAGUCAGCGGGCACAUCUUACCAUACAUCAAAGGACACAUACUGGGGAGAAACCCUAUAAAUGUCUGGAAUGCAGUAAGACCUUUAGCCAUAGUUCAUCGCUGAUUAAUCAUCAGAGAGUUCAUACUGGAGAAAAACCUUAUAUAUGCAAUGAGUGUGGGAAAACUUUCAGCCAGAGUACACACCUUCUCCAGCAUCAAAAAAUCCAUACUGGGAAAAAACCAUAUAAGUGCAACGAGUGUUGGAAAGUGUUCAGCCAAAGCACUUACCUUAUUCGACAUCAGAGAAUCCAUUCUGGAGAGAAGUGCUAUAAAUGCAACGAAUGUGGGAAGGCCUUUGCCCAUUCCUCAACUCUCAUACAACAUCAGACCACUCACACCGGCGAGAAAUCCUACGUGUGCAGCGUGUGUGGGAAGGCCUUCAGCCAGAGUGCUAACCUGACCCAGCACCACAGGACACACACGGGAGAGAAGCCGUACAAAUGCGGCGUGUGCGGGAAGGCCUUCAGCCAGAGCGUGCACCUCACCCAGCACCAGAGGAUCCACAACGGCGAGAAGCCCUUCAAGUGCAACACAUGCGGGAAGGCGUACAGGCAGGGCGCAAACCUGACUCAGCACCAGAGGGUGCACACCGGGGAGAAGCCCUACAAGUGUAACCAGUGUGGCAAGGCUUUCAUUUACUCCUCGUCUCUCAACCAGCACCGAAGAACCCACACCGGAGAGAGGCCCUAUAAAUGUAGCCACUGUAACAAAGAUUUUAGCCAGAGGACAUGCCUGAUUCAGCACCAGAGGAUUCACACGGGGGAGAAGCCCUACGCGUGCCGCAUCUGUGGGAAAAGCUUCACGCAGAGUACAAACCUUAUUCAACAUCAGCGCGUGCACACGGGUGCCCGACACCGCAAUUAGCGGACAAGGGAGGCUUGGCUUACGCUUUAAAGCCUGAUGGCUUAAAUUUCAUUUUGUGUGCCGUGUCAAAAGACCCAAAAGGAAUCUGAAGCAGUGCAAUAGCUAGAUGCUGCAGUAUCGGAAGUACCAGAGUUAGUACAGUGGCUCUCGUCCAUUUAGAUUUAGUGUGAAACUUAAAAGCUUCGUCAACCGUUUAGCUUUUAUCUGAUAUCACUUGAAGUCAUUCCAGAAAGAAAUACUAUGAGAGGAUAUUUUAAAACCCGUGACUCAUCAACUCUUAGUAAAUUUCAAGUAUGUUUUAUUGAGGCCUUAUGAAUAUAACCUGGGAGAGCAUCCGGCAAGUAGAUCUCACACUAGAGAGUAACCCUGACAUCAUAGGAAAGAAGAUCGAUGCUUCGGGCCUUUGCUUCAUCCUAGCUUUGAAGCCUUAAGAUAACCAAAAGGUCCCUCCCAUUUUUUCACUCCCUCUUUUCCCAUUGCAACUGAAGCCAGUAAGCUUGAGGAGAAGAAAGACCUGGAAGGAUCUUAAACCGUGACCACUAUUAACUACACUUCCUCCGGGAAGAGAAGGCAGUCUGAUAAGAUGGAGGGUCAUUGCAUACAAACCCCUAGCCAUGUGUAAACUCAGACACAGAUUAAACACCCAAGCCCAAAGUCAUCUUUAGCACAGCAGUAUUUUUAGUUUCACUUGGUUUUGACGUCCAGUAUUACCCUGAAGGAAAAAGAGACUGUUCCCAUUUUUUUUUCUACCUGGCUUUUAAAUUGACAAGUUUUCUCAUGGCUCUUACUGUAGCAAAGCCAUUUCUUCCAUUGAAACACAUUUCUUGAGAGCCUACUGUGCUCAAGACACAAACUUCUUGAUUGAACCCUUUCGGUUAACAAAGAUCUUUAGAGUAAAGAAAAGGUAAGGACAUGUUCCUAACUGCUUUGUCACGGAGCAAGCACAAUCCUACCUAAACGGGUUGCCAAACGCUACCCUAAAAGCCAUGUUGAGUGAGCAAUGGACAUGGCAAGACAUGUGAGAAUAAGUAAUGGAAAAUAGGUUUGAGGCCAGCACAGAGGUGGCAAGAGAAAACGAGGGUGGAAAGGAGUACAGAGGGAGGUGUGCAAAAAGCUGAUGUGACAGGAAGUAUAAUUGGACCCACUUUGCCUAAGGAAAUAAUACUGGUAAAACAGAAAAUGUACCAUAUUUAUAAGAAGCUAAAAAGGAAAUUAUUUUCAGGAAUAAUUAGAAGCCUAGUACUCCUUCACACAUGGAAGUAAAAUAGAAAUUACACUUAAUGUGCUAGAAAAACUUUUUAUUGGAAAAAGCCUUGGCACAGAGACCAUUGUUAAUUAGUAAUCAUUAAACAAUAACUGAGUUUAUGGGUCUUAAACAGCAUAAAAGGAAGACUAGCAGGAACCAAAUUUUUAAGUUACUGUUGUAUUUACCGUCCAUAGUGUCAUGCUCUCAGAACGUACAGCUGAGCUUCAUCUCGCUCGUUCUUGUUUCUCCAGUGCCUUGCAUAUGAUCAAUAUAUGUUGGUUGAAUCGAUGAGUAAAUCAUACAGAUUAGAGCUGAGUAGUAAGGUAGAGUCGCCGGGAUAGGGAGAAAAUUGGUGAGACUGAAAAUAAUGUCUGUGUCCGUGUAUCUCAUGUUUAGCAAAAACUGUUUGCUUAAGAAUGGAGAAUCAGAAGUUGAGGCCAUCAUUGCCCAGUGAAAGCUCUCUUACCCACCUGAGCGGAAACAAGCUCUUGCACCAUAAAUACCUAAGCUCAUAUCGACAACAGAGCAUCUCAAGACCCCACAGGGGGAUUGAAGAAAAGGUUGAGGCACUGGCAUUCUAAAGCUAUCUUUGUAGGAGUGUUUUCUUAAUGAAACUGUCACUCUCUCCUUUCCUGACAUUAAUUACCCUUGACUUCAUAGUAUUCACAAAAUACCGGUUAAAAAAAAAAAACCCUCAGAUUAUGCUUACUCCAGUUAUGUUAAGAAUAACAAAUGUGUUUACUAGAUGAUUUUGAUGUUGCUUCCUGCCUUUCAUAACGCUUUUCUCCACUAGGAUGAGUGUGGUGUGGUACAGGCCAUAGGGCAGUACUUUGUUUCCUGCCUUUGUGUAUUUCAUGUAAAUAAUGCAUAUGAAGUCUUCCACUGGUACACAGAGGCAAGUAAGGCUCCUAUAAAAAAUAGAAAGAGAUUAAUAGUACAGAAUACUGUUUUUAUGUGGGUUUCCCUCAUUUUAAAGUUGCCCUUCAAGAGGUUUUUAGCAAGUAUUUCCUACAACUUUUUAUCAGGAACAUUGCUAAAUAUGUAAGAGUUUAGAAAUCAUCCUGUCAACCAUACCUAGCACCUAAAUUUUAAAGUUAAUAUUUUGCCAUAUUGAAGAGUAAAGACAUUUCACCUCCAAAUUAUCUCAUAAAAUUAGCUCAUUCACAUAGCUACACUACCUCAAAGCACCUAGGCCAUUUUCUGAUUUCCCCUGUUGAGCCACUCAGUUUCUGCACACCCUUUAUUUUGUCUGUGUCUUCUACCGAAACAGUCCCUCUUGGUUUUCCUUUGUUUUCAGGGUGUGCUGAUAGUAUAUGGCUUGCAUGUGAUACAGUAUAUGUCCUCCUAUAAAUUAGGAGUUGAGGCCAAAGGCUUAACUGAGCUCAGGUUAAACAUCUUUAACCGAAGUAUUUCACAGCUGUGUUUCCUCCUGCAUUGCCAGAACUCACCGUCGGGCCAACACACGGCUCCUGCAUCACCAGAAGUCACCGUUAAGCCAACACAUGGCUGAUGAGGUGACGUUUCGCUGUGGAGGUGGUAACCACCACACUGUCCCAGUGUAAUUCUUCCGGUCAUGGUUAACUGUCUGUGAACUGACGCUUCGGCAGUGUGGCUGUCCUCCUUACCAACAUUUUUGUACACAGUCAUAUUGUUACUUAACGGUAAUCUUUGCCUGAGUCAGUCUUUUCAUCAAGGUCUACGAGACAAGUUAUUUUCCUAUUGCUCUUUCCACAGUAGCCGAAAAUGCGUUAGAAGCAAGUUUGCUCAGCUUUUUCACUGACUAAGUGGUUUGGGAGUUUUCUGUGUUGACAACAGCUGAGUCAUGUUAGUCCAUUACAGCCCCUGUUUCUGUUCACCAGUCUGGCAUUGCCUCUCUAGUCUCUGGGUGCGGGCACUUUCCUGCCUUCCAGCCUGUGAUAUCUCAAGUCCAUCCUACCUUUCCACUGCCCCAAACUUGGAUGGAAACAGCUCUGCUGAAACUCCUGGCUCCUUUUUAUAAGUGCCUUUUUUUAGAAACAAGAUCUGGGCACUAACACACUCCUCGAAUCUGGAGUGGCAUUAGCAAGUGUUUCCAACCAACUUUAUUUAUCUUCCCUCAGUUCCUCAGUUAUGCAGUGUGUAAGUAGGUAAUGGGGAAUGCAGUUUUACAAACGGGGUAUCGGGACAAACUGACAGGUCUCACUAAGCAUCAAAGCAAAUCGAAGAACAGUCGUGUGCACUGAAAGGAGCAAAUGUGACCGUGAAAGGCCUGGAGCAAGGUCACCGGGGGAAUGGAGCGCGUCAGAUAAUCUGGUAGUGGGUUACAUGCAGGGCAGUUUUGAAAGAAGCGGGUGUGUGCUCACUGCCACACUUUCUGUUGCAUCUCAAUCACUUCAUAAGCUAGUAACACCUUCUGUCGAUCUUAUUUGUGGUGCUGGUUUGAACUUAGGGCCUCACAGGUUAAGCUGAUGCUCUACCACUGAGCCACACCUACCGUAUUUCUUUGUGUGUGAUAUAUAUGUACGUGUAUAUGUUCAUAUGCACACAUGGGUGUGAAAGCCACAGGUCAGUAAUGGAUGUUUUCCUCAAUUGUCCUCCACCUUAUUUUUUUAUUCACUUUUUUUAUUUUAUGUAUAUGGGUGUUUUGCUUGCUUGUCUAUCUGUGCACAGUAUGCAUUCAGCCUUGUAGGGGCCAUGGAAUUACAGAAAGUUGUCAGUCACUACGUGGGUUCUGGGAAUUGAACCCUGGUCCUCUGGUUGAGUGGCCAGUGCUCUUAACCGCUAAGCUAUCUCUCCAGCCCUCCACCUUCUGUAUUGAGACUGGGUCUUUUCACUGAACCUGAAACUCGUAGAUUCUACUCAACUGGCUGAACAAUAAGCCCCGAAUUCAUCUGUCUUUAACUCCUCAGUACCACAUGCUAGCACAUCUGGCUUUUCCAUGUAUGCCGGGGAUUUGAACUCAGGUCCUCGUGGCUACUCAGCAGGCACUCUACCAGCGGCUGUCUCUCCAGCCCCUGCAUCACAUUUCUUAAGCUAGCUCUCUGAGGAUCUGUUGAGUGCAAACCUAAGUAGUGUUUUAUCUGUUUGAGACAGGGUCUCGCUGUGUAGCCCAGACUGGAACUCAUCCUCCUGCCUCAGCCUCCAUGGAGCUAAAAUUAUUGCAUGUAGCACCCAUAGGCUUAGCAAUAGCUUUGGUUUUGUUUGACUAAGUCUUAGUACUUAAACCUUUACGGUGU